ACAUUUGGAAAUCUUCGCUCAAUUUGCUCCCUCUCCCACUUUAUAACCCCCUCUCCUCUCCCAACCCCAACCGCACUUCUCCUCCUCACCUCAUCAUCCCCCCUUCGCGCUCGACGUCCUCCACAACACGGAUCCACAGCACACCAUCCCACCUUCACCAAAGGAACAAGAGUCUACGAUGAUGGCAGCCUCUUCUCCGUCUAGGGCAGAGUACUCUCCCCUUUUCACCCAAGGUCUCUACUCUGCCAACCCAGCCAGCAGACGUCAUCUCGAGGCAGCUGCUUCCUCCUCUUUCCUCGACGUCGAUAGCCCAUCCGAGUCGGGCGAUGACACGGAUGCUAGCAUGGCUUCUUUCGUUGGUGUCCUUCGCCCAAACAGCCAAGCAGGGCGCGCAGUAUCCCCCACUCCAACGGUUCGCCCUAUCACUGGUUUGUCUCGCCCCGUGCACUCCCGUCACGCAUACAUCCCCCCUCCGGCUCCAGCUCCCAACCACGCACUUCCUUCUCCGCCCCCCUCAGCUCCCUAUGGCGCAUCACCUGGUCGCGGAGCCCCGGUCCCCGGUCAUGUUCGUUCUCCCACUGGUGCAUCGUUUGGUCCUUCUCCCGCCGACGCACGCACAGCUGCUCUUGCACGGCUCGAAGGUCGCCCGGGCCCUCCAGCUCAACAACGUCCGCCACAGCUGCCUCAGCCGAACGGGUAUGGUCAGCCACCUAUAGGAUCCAGCUUCCUCAACCUGAGCGACCCUCCGCAGGGACGUAGCCGAGUUCCGCCGCCUCGGCGCGGGUGAGGAAUCGCACACUGAACCCAAUCUGACGAACUCUGCACACUGCGCCUCAUCAAUAUAAUCAUCAUCAGCAUCGUCAUCGAUGCUCUAAGUUUAUCCGCGGAAGGUCCCCGCGAUCGGCAUACUAUUACGACGCACCACCGCCCCUCUGUAUUAACUCAAUAUUCGCCCGACUCAAACGAUCAUGUUGUUCCUGCAUCCCACACAAGAGAGUCUACGCACGCAUAUUCCGCACGCCACGCAGCGCAUCGGAAGGCCUAUCAUGCCUCCGCUCAGCUAUAAUGUCCGCGUCCGCAAAUUCCACGGUUCCUGAUUCGGCUUGACUCAACCCAAUCGCCAUUGCACCCUGCUUGUCUACCUUUUUCUGCUCAUUUUCAGCCCCGCUCGAUGUGGGCUCCUUGCAUUUCCGUUCGCGUGGUUUCUUGCUGGCUGUACACUGCCCAUCCCUUACCUCCUUAUCAUAUCCCCAUGUCCUGCCGUAAUUCCUGUGCACGUUGACCGGUUCCACGCACUGCCCCGUACAUGAUUUUCCCUUUUGUUAUUGUGUCACCACUUUUCCGAUUUGCCGUCAUACCUUGACGAGUGUGGCUUCAUCUCGUGCUCUAUCGAAGAGCACUACUAUCGAACGAACCAGCGAACGCUGUCUGCUUCUCUUGCAUCCCCUAUCCUACAUAUGUAUGAGGUGUUGUGUGUGGCGCUCGGUUUCCGCUUGCUGCCGACUUGGUAGCUUCUUGCCAUGUGCUUUGUAGACGCCCUCUGCCAUCAAAUUGUCAUCACCGCGCUCUGCC
Messenger RNA from Dacryopinax primogenitus, 1572 nucleotides. RefSeq lists its product as uncharacterized. Bases 179 to 787 code for a protein of 202 amino acids. NCBI's taxonomy places the organism in Eukaryota, Fungi, Basidiomycota, Dacrymycetes, Dacrymycetales, Dacrymycetaceae. The transcript has 2 exons. The record is from RefSeq and is a predicted model, not a curated record.